AUGGUUCUUUAUACUAAGCCUGGAAAUUAUUCUGAUGGGAUUAUUACGUUAUUAGAAAUUAUGUCAAGAGUUUCUACCAAAGUUCAUACUUUAAGGCUAAAGAUGAAUAUUGGACCUGAUAUACGAGCACUUAAUGAGCUUGCAAACUUCAUCAAAUCACAACGACGACUUAGGAAGUUCGAUAUUACUGAUCUUACUUACACAAUAUCAUUUUCUGGUGUCAUAUCAGCUUUAAAGAAUCAAGAAAAUUCAUUACGAGAACUUGUAUUAAAUGGACGAUAUACAUCAGAAUUUAUGGUUUUUAAUAGUUUUGAAAAGUUAGAAGUCCUUCGGAUCAAAAAUCAUGAAGCGGAACCUCUAUUGAAACAAUUAUCAGAUGUAUGUUGUAAAAUCAGUACUCUGGAUAUAAACAUUAAGAUGGUUAAUACAGAUAAUGUAAUUCCAUUGUUAAGAAAGUCAGGCUCGCAAUUACAACGAUUGAGUAUCGUUUCAUCAGAUUGUAUAAUACCUUUACAAUCAAAAUUAUUAAGAACACUUACAGACUUUUGUCCAAAUAUUAUAUAUUUUUGCAUUUAUUAUAUCGAACUUUCUAAUCAACUUUUAAAACUAAUUGAAGGUCUAAGAAAAUUACAAUUUCUUUCUUUGGGAUGUACAGAUACUGAAAUAGAAAUUACGAAAUCACGAAUUAUAAGCCUUUCGAAAACAUUACCUUCAACAUUACGAUAUCUCCAAUGGGAUUAUGUUGAACGAAACAAAAUAUUAGAUUCAUAUACGCAUUCAUCAACUUCAUAUAUUCAAUCUAUACUCAAGUAUUGUGAAGCACCUUUAGAAAAGCUAAUUAUAUAUGAACUUGAUAAAGGAAUAAUCAAAGCGAUAAUUGAUUUUUGUAUAAGAAAAGGAACUUUGAAAUAUGGAUGUUACAUGAAUGGACCUAGAAUUUUAAAAUCUGGAUGUUAUUUGAAUAGGCCAAUAGAUUAUUGGGAAGAAUUGGAAGAAUUGGAAGAAUAUAUUGAACUGAUGACAUAUAAAUAUAUAGUUGUUCGUUGUUAA
Scutellospora calospora is the source of this 1050-nucleotide messenger RNA. The record is from the annotation of a GenBank genome assembly. NCBI's taxonomy places the organism in Eukaryota, Fungi, Glomeromycota, Glomeromycetes, Diversisporales, Gigasporaceae.